AUGAACAUCUCACAGCCCGUCUCCUCACAGCUGCAGGGCGUCAGCUUUGGCUGCUUGUCGAAAAAGGACAUAAGCGCCCUGUCAGCGAAACGAAUAACGAAUGCGACAACCUUCGACACUCUACUAAACCCUGUGCCUGGAGGUCUAUACACGUCAGAACUAGGACAGUUUGGCGACAAUCCAUGUGGGACAUGUGGCCUCAAGAAUCCGCAAUGUCCAGGUCACCCGGGUCAUAUCGAACUACCAGUGCCAUGCUAUCACCCAACAUUCAUGGAGCAGGUCUUGCGACUACUCCGGGCAGCAUGCAUAUAUUGUGGCAAGUUGAAACUGAAGAGAGUCUUGGUCGCGAGAUACAUAUGUAAACUAAGGCUUGUGAGGUAUGGCCUGCUGAAAGAGCUGACUGAGCUUGACGAGGUCGAGUACAGAAGUGUUAAGGGACAGCAGACUGCAGCAUCUGGAUCCGAGGACGACGAUGACGACGAGGGAGAUGCCGAUGUCAAGGCGAUCACACAGCAGUUCGAGCAGUUCACGAAAGACUCCAUUCGGCGGGCGAAGAAGGCAGGUACCCUUGGUGAGGCCAAGACGGAGGUCAUCAAGAAUGCGAGGACAGCCAUCACUCGACAGUUCAUGGCAGAUAUCGUGAAGGGGAAGAAGUGCGGGAACUGUGGUGGCAUCAAUCACACCUAUCGAAAGGACCGAUUCGUCAAGAUCUUCAGGAAGAAGCUUUCGGAGAAGGACCAUGUCGCAAUGGUGCAGCAAGGAAAGAAGGCGAAGGAUCCUGUUGUCGAGAUGCAGAAGCUCAAGCGGGCAGAAAGAAGCCGGAAGAGGAAGCGCGACAUGGAUGAGGGUGUAGCAGACAUGGACAUCAGCUCAGAAGAGGAAGGCGAUGAUGUGGACAUGGACGAAAGCUCCGAAGGUGAACCUGAGAUUGCUGGAGGAAACCUGGUUGAUGAGGCUUCAGAAGAGCGUUCUUCAAGCACAAAGACAUCGAGCAAAUCAGACCAGGACUACAUCAACCCAAGCCAAGUGAAGGCGCAUCUGGAACAGCUCUUCGAUCGUGAUGCCGAAAUAAUGAACUUGGUCUAUGGAGUCGACCUGAAGAAGAGCACUGAACGAUUAUCCGCCGACAUGUUCUUCCUGGAGAGCGUGAUUGUCCCACCGAAUCGUUAUCGACCCGAAGCGAAGACCAGCAGCACCGAGAUCUCUGAGGCGCAAGAGAACGGGCUGUACAAAGAUAUCAUCACCACGAGCGAAUCGAUAACAGCGAUACAGCGAGAAUUGACCACAAAGGAGCCACAGACCGUGUCGAGAUAUCGCGCGAGAACAUAUGCUGAUCUUGAAAACGCAUGGCUGCAGCUGCAAGAGAAUGUCAACGUUGUGAUAGAUCGAAAUCUGUCGCCCUUGCAGGGACGAGCUGGAGCUCGAAACGCUGAUGGUGUGAAGCAAAAGCUGGAGAAGAAAGAGGGCAUGUUCAGAAAGUACAUGAUGGGCAAGCGUGUGAACUUUGCUGCGCGUACAGUCAUUUCACCCGAUCCGAACAUUGAAACGAACGAGAUUGGUGUCCCGCCUGUCUUUGCUGUCAAGCUUACCUACCCGGAGCCGGUGAAUCAGCACAACUAUGAGGAUAUGCAGCAAGCUGUCAAGAACGGACCUCAUGUUUGGCCUGGUGCAGUCGCGAUCGAAAGCGAGACUGGAGCUGUGCUGAAUCUUGCGAACAAGACGGCGGACGAGCGGCUAGCCUUGGCCAACUCGUUACUUGCGCCGUCUGUUGGCAGCAAUGUGCACGGAGCGAGACCAAAGAAGGUGCAUCGACAUCUGAACAACGGCGACAUAGUCAUCAUGAACAGACAGCCGACACUGCAUAAGCCGAGUAUGAUGUGUCACAAAGCACGAGUACUACCUGGGGAAAAGACGCUUCGUAUGCACUAUGCCAACUGCAACACGUACAACGCCGAUUUCGAUGGUGACGAGAUGAACAUGCACUUUCCACAAAACGAGCUGGCGCGAGCAGAGGCCCUCCUUAUCGCGGACACCGACCAUCAAUACCUUUCUGGAACUGCUGGAAACCCUCUGCGAGGUCUCAUUCAAGAUCACAUCUCGAUGUGUGUCUGGCUGACGAAUCGAGACUUGUUCUUCGAGCGAGGUGAGUACAUGAAUUUGCUCUACUCAGCUCUACGCCCCGAGGACCGCCAUACCGAAAGCAAUCGGUUGGAGACUGUGCCGCCCGCGAUAAUCAAGCCGAAGCCCUUGUGGACUGGCAAGCAAGUCAUCAGUACCGUACUCAAGAAUCUGCAACCAGCGGGAACUGCUGGUUUGAACAUGACUGGCAAGAGUACCACUGCCGCUACGAUGUGGGGUGAGCAUGGCAAAGAAGAAGGUGUGGUCAUCUUCAAAGACGGUGAGCUUAUGCAAGGUAUUCUUGACAAGAAGCAGAUCGGUCCAGCAGCUGGCGGUCUUGUCAAUGCCGUGUAUGAAGCAUAUGGCUACCGCGCUGCUGGAAGGCUGUUGAGUAUCCUGGGCCGACUGUUGACAAAGCUUUUGCACAUGCGUGCCUUCUCUUGCGGUGUGGAAGACUUGAUCUUCACACGAAAGGGAGAAGAAGACAGACGAGCUGCCCUAGCUGGUGCGGAUUCAGUUGGUCUGAAGGUAGCUGCAAAGUAUGUCUCGCUGGAGGACCAAAAGCCCAAGAGCGACGACAGAGAGCUACGAAAACGACUGGAAGAUGUGCUUCGUGAUGAUGACAAGAUGCAGGGCCUGGAUUCGCUCAUGAACAACAGCACAAGGGACCUCAGUGGUGACGUCUCAAAUCGCUGCAUGCCAGCAGGUCUGACGAAGCCCUUCCCGAAGAACCAAAUGCAGACCAUGACUACCUCCGGUGCAAAGGGUUCCAAGGUCAACGUCAAUUUGAUCUCAUGUAACCUUGGUCAACAAGUCUUGGAAGGUCGCAGAGUACCUGUGAUGGUCAGCGGUAAGACAUUACCUUGCUUCAAACCAUUCGAAUCGAGCGUUCGAGCUGGUGGCUACAUCGUGGAUCGCUUCUUGACUGGCAUUCGACCCCAAGAAUACUUCUUCCACGCUAUGGCUGGUCGUGAAGGUCUUAUCGAUACCGCUGUCAAGACAUCUCGUUCCGGAUACCUGCAGAGAUGUCUGAUCAAGGGUAUGGAAGGUCUUCGGGCGGAGCACGAUUCAUCUGUUCGCCACACUGAAGACGGAAGUGUCAUCCAGUUCUUGUACGGUGAAGACGGUCUGGAUAUCGGUAAGGCGAAGUACCUCUCGGACUUCAAGUUCACUGCCGAGAACUACCUGUCCCUCUUCCACACAUACCAGAUGGACGAGUCGAAACAGUUGCUAGAUGACGAAGUCAAGGACCAUGCGAAAGCCGCCGAGAAAAAGUUCAGGAAGACUGGUGAUCUAGGUUCAAGUGAGCCGGCUUUGUCACUAUACCCUCCAGGUGUGCACGGCGGCAGUAUCUCGGAGAGGGUCCUUGCAGACGCGCGAGAGUGGCUCGACAAGGACCAAGAACGCCUGAUCAAAGACAAGAAGAAGAACCCCAAUGGCAUCGUCAGCAAGAAGAACUUCAACAACAUCUUGGACAUGAGAUACUUGAAGUCUGUCGUUGAACCAGGUGAAGCAGUUGGCGUUGUCGCUGGUCAAUCUGUCGGAGAACCGUCGACACAGAUGACGCUGAACACUUUCCACUUGGCUGGUCACGCUGCGAAGAACGUUACACUUGGUAUUCCGCGACUGCGAGAAAUCGUCAUGACGGCAGCUGCCAACAUUUCGACACCUGCCAUGACUCUCGUGAUGAACCCUGGCAUCUCUGUUGAUGAUGCGAAGAAGUUUGCCAAGGGUAUCAGCAAGCUGAAGCUGUCCGAGAUUGUUGACAAUGUCUCGGUGACGGAGUCGGUAGGCAAGGGUGUUGGAUACGGGGAGGCGAGGAAGUACGACGUUAAGCUCGACUUCUUCCCAAGCGAUGAGUACCAGAAAGAGUACGCGAUCACGAUACAAGACGUUGUCGCGACCAUCGAGCACAGACUGCUGCCAAGACUGCAAGCUGCGACGAGAAAGGAGCUAAAGAAGCGAGGUGCCCAAAAGUCUCUGAAGACAGCUGCUGGCGAUGAUGCGCUACCUGAGAUCGGCCAGUCAGCAGGCAGAGUAGAGGAAGAGCGAGCUCGACCAGAAGGUGGACGUGAAGGCGGUGAAGACGACUCAGAUGGCGAGGGCGACGAUGAUGCGACGCGCGACAAGUCGAAGAGCAACAAGCAACAAGCGGGCUACGAUGCCUACGAAGACGACGAAGAACAGAACAUCAGACAACGCCAGGUAACUCCCGAGCCUAUCGACGGCGAGGAAGACGAGACAUACGGCGGCUCACCACGGUCGUCCGUCGAGCCCGAGGAAGAUGGCCCCGGCGCACGCUCCGAAGCAAAAGACCGCGCAGCCCGCAUCAGAGGCAACGACAAGACCCACGACAUCGUGGCCUUCAACUUCGACGACAAAAAAGGCGCAACCUGUUCCUUCACCAUGGAGUACGACUCCGCCUCCGCCAAGAUCCUCAUGCUCAACAUCGUCGAAACCGCGCUCCACCAAGCCCUCAUCCAAUCCGUCCCCGGCAUGGCCCUCUGCAUGCUCGACGAAGAAGGCACCAAAGAAGCCGACGGCAAACCCAUCCUCGCCGCCUCAGGGACCAACAUCACAGCCAUGUGGGACUACCAACACAUUGUCCACCCACACCACAUCUACACCAACUCCAUUCACGAGAUCCUGAUCCACUACGGCGUCGAAGCGGCGCGCAACGCGAUCGUUAAAGAGAUCUCGGGGGUGUUUGGUGGUCACGGUAUUUCUGUUGAUACGAGGCAUUUGACGCUCAUUGCGGAUUAUAUGACGAGGGAUGGAGCGUAUCAGGCUUUUUCACGAAUGGGAUACCGUAACAACCCAAGUCCGUUCAUGAAGAUGAGUUUCGAGACUACACUGAAUUUCCUGAGGGAUGCGGUGUUGGAGGGCGACUUUGAUGAUCUUGAGGGGCCUAGCGCGAGGAUUGUGGCGGGACGAGUUGGGAAGAUGGGAACCGGUGGAUUUGAUGUGCUUAUGCCGUUGGCGGAGAGCCAGGAAGUUGAGGAAGAUGAGGAUGUUGAGAUGGAGGACUAG
Molecule: messenger RNA, 5148 nt
Organism: Fulvia fulva
Lineage: Eukaryota; Fungi; Ascomycota; Dothideomycetes; Mycosphaerellales; Mycosphaerellaceae
Product: DNA-directed RNA polymerase I subunit rpa1
Exons: 1
Coding region: 1-5148 (1715 amino acids)
Biological process (GO): DNA-templated transcription
Cellular component (GO): RNA polymerase I complex
Molecular function (GO): DNA binding; DNA-directed RNA polymerase activity
Source: RefSeq, a predicted model, not a curated record